GCAAUGAUUCAUCUACUCAUAUUAAUUUAUUUCUCCGGUUUGAUCCCGUGUCAUGGAUUCAAUGAAGCUGAAUUUAUGAAUAAGUUUGCGAACAUGGAAAAAAGACUAUCAGAAGUCGAGGAUAGAGAGAUAGCGUUGACACAACAGCUGCUCACACAAACAGCAGAGAUAGAUGCUUUGAGGGCCACCGUGGCGAGACAAGAAGCAAGAAUCGCCUUGCUAGAGUCAACCGAUUAUGAAUCCAAUUAUAAACAUGCGACGGAACCUGAUGUCUCCGAUACUGACGAAGUUGGGCAACAAGAAUUAAAACAUUUAGAAAGCGAUUGGAGUGACCACAAGGACAUCGCUGAAAUUUCAACAAGAAUACUGUCACAGAAGCGAUUCGUUCUGUCACCGCCGGAAAUACCUGUGGCAUUUUCCGCCUUCCUCAGUAUCGACCUUCUCAACGUCAGUGCGAAUCAGGCCAUAAUCUUUGACAACGUCCUCACAAACGAAGGCAACGGUUACCAUUCUCACCACGGUCUCUUUGUCGCACCGCAAAGUGGUCUCUACGUCUUCACCGUCACAAUCAAGCACCCAACACAAUCACUUCCAUCACAUGUUGAUGUUGUCCAUGACAGCAAAGUGAUUGCUCGUCUUCACUGUGAAUCAAAUCAGUACGAACAGUCGUCCCAUUCCUUCAUCGUCAACGUUAAAUUCGGAGAAGAAGUGUACGUCAUCAAUAGAAAUUAUAAUUCUGAACAUUUCGCCGGAUACAUGUCCUCCUCUUUCUCGGGGUUCCUUAUAUGGCAGUCCUAAUCAUAACUUGUAAUAUGUUGAACCUUGAAAUAAUUAAUAAAAAACU
This is a messenger RNA of Mya arenaria, 844 nucleotides long. RefSeq names its product caprin-2-like. The transcript is spliced from 3 exons. Bases 4 to 798 code for a protein of 264 amino acids. Gene Ontology annotation, molecular function: protein binding. The record is from RefSeq and is a predicted model, not a curated record. Lineage: Eukaryota; Metazoa; Mollusca; Bivalvia; Myida; Myidae.